AUGGAGCGCCAUGGUGCAUUGUGCGCUGUGACUGUGGUGGCUAUCUGGGUUUUGCAGUUUACUUACAAGUUCCUCAGAUCUCCCCUUCGUCACAUCCCGGGGCCUUUGUACACAAGAGCAACUCGGUUGCCGCUAAAGUUAUCGAUCGUUACGGGAAAGCGCAUCUACUUUAUCCACGAUCUGCACCAGAAAUAUGGCCCUGUAGUGCGUAUUGCUCCGGACGAGGUUUCGAUCUCCUCACUGCCCGAGUUCAAAGAGAUUCAUCGGGUCGGGUCGGCCUUCCUGAAGACCCCAUGGUAUCAAAAGUUCUCCUGGGACCGAAAUCCGGGCGUCUUUACUAUGCGGGAUCCUAAGGAACAUGCGGCGCGGAGGAAGUUGUUUGCACGUGCAUUCUCAAAAUCCGAAUUAAGACAAACUUGGGAGCCUGUAGUAAGGGAAAAAGUCCAGUUAGCCGUGUCUCGGAUUCGUGGUGAAUUGCUGCGGGAUGGGAUAUCAGAUGUUCUAAAGUGGUGGACGUUUCUCGCCACUGAUGUCAGCGGACAUUUGAUGUUCGGUGAAUCAUUUAAAAUGCUGCAGUAUGGAAAGGUGCGUUAUGAAAGUGCCCAUUGCUGCAUGACAGACUCGGCUAAUGGUCAGAAGAAAAACAAAUAUAUCGAUAUUUUAGAGUCCACCAUGAUGGGUUCGGGAAUCAACGUAGAGCUUCCCAUUGUGGCACUCAUUGGCCGACAUGUCCCACUUGCAUCCUUCCAGGCGAUGUUUCGCCCCAGCGACUAUCUUACUGAAUAUGGAAGACGAGCGGUGUCAAAUAGUCGAGCGAAUAGCAACUCCACCCGGAAUAUUUUCACCGGAAUAGUCAGUGAGUCGGAGAAGGCGAGCAGCACGCUUUCCGAGGAGGAUGUGGUGAUUGAAGCGGGCAACCUGAUCGUGGCUGGCUCUGAUACUACUGCUGUCACGCUGACGUACCUGAUAUGGGCUGUGCUGUCGCAGCCGAAGCUCCAGCACGAUCUGGAAGAAGAGGUCAGUGCGCUGGAUCCGAAUUAUAACGAAGCGGCGUUGGAGGAACUGCCGCUGCUCAAUGCCGUCAUCACGGAGACCCUACGACUCUAUGGAGCAGCCCCAGGCUCCUUGCCUCGGGGCGUGCCGAAUGGCGGAGCGACCUUUUGCGGAUAUCUGAUUCCUCAAGGAACGACGGUAAGCACGCAGAGUUACACCAUGCACCGUGAUGAGGGACUUUACCCUGAUCCCGAAACCUUCGAUGUCAGUCGCUGGCUAGGAGGUGAUGGACAGGAAUCCGAUGCAGCCAGGCAGGGUCUCUCCCCCUUUGGGUACGGCACCCGAAUAUGCCUUGGGGUGCAUCUCGCCUGGAUGGAACUUCGCUUAGCAGCAACCGAGUUCUUCCGUGAGUGUCGAGGGGUGCGACUGGCGUCGGGCACCACGCGGGAAAGUAUGAAGCCGGAAAACUAUUUUCUGAUCGCUCCGUCUGGACAUCGCUGUGACAUUCAACGUCACGGCAGCAAGCGCUUGUGUGGGGAAGGACAAGGUGAGAGGGGCUGUCCGUGUUCCAUCAAUGUGGGUCCAACCUGCAGCUUCGGCCGAAGCGACAUGGAAAACCCCCCAAAGAAGAGGCAGAAGAAGGCAGAAGAAGCCGCCCGGGGUCUGGCCGGGCUAUUUUUUCCCCCACCGCCAGGCCUGAUCAGUAAUCUAAUCCAACCUACUGCCAAGUAA
This is a messenger RNA of Aspergillus vadensis CBS 113365, 1725 nucleotides long. Its product is annotated as cytochrome P450. The transcript has 5 exons. The coding region runs from base 1 to 1725 and encodes 574 amino acids. Lineage: Eukaryota; Fungi; Ascomycota; Eurotiomycetes; Eurotiales; Aspergillaceae. Gene Ontology annotation, molecular function: oxidoreductase activity, acting on paired donors, with incorporation or reduction of molecular oxygen; iron ion binding; heme binding. The record is from RefSeq and is a predicted model, not a curated record.